CAAAUCUUACACUUGGUGCUGUACCUACCAAUCUUCCAACAAAGAUCGAAGAAAUGGCCGACGGCAAGGGGGCUGCGGCUGUGAUGUGCACGCCGGCGUUCGCCUCGCGGGUUAUGCGGAGCCGGUGGUACGUGGUGUUCGCGUCGAUGGUUGUGAUGGCGGCGUCGGGGUCGACGUACAUCUUCGCGCUCUACUCCAAGGAGCUCCGGUCGACGCUGGGGUACAACCAGCAGACGCUCAACACCCUGAGCUUCUUCAAGGACCUCGGCACCAACGUCGGCGUGGUCUCCGGGCUGGUGCAGCAGGUGGCGCCGACGUGGGCCGUUCUGCUCAUCGGCGCCGGCAUGAAUCUGGCGGGGUACCUCAUGGUGUACCUCGCGCUGACGGAGCGCACGGCGGCGCCACCCGUGUGGCUCAUGUCCAUCUACAUGUGCGUGGGCGCCAACGCGCUCACCUUUUCCAACACCGGCGCGCUCGUCUCCUGCGUCAAGAACUCCCCGGAGAGCCGCGGCAUCGUCAUCGGCCUGCUCAAGGGCUUCGUCGGGCUCAGCGGCGCCAUCUACACGCAGCUCUACCUCGCCAUCUACGGCGACGACGCCAAGUCGUUGGUCCUCCUCAUCGCGUGGCUUCCGGCCGCCGUGUACAUCUUCUUCGUGCACACCAUCCGCGUCCUGCCAUACCGUCGCCGCGCCGAAGGCGACGAGCCUAACACCAAGCCCUUCUUCUGCUUCCUCUACAUCUCCAUCGCGCUCGCCACCUACCUCCUCGUCAUGAUCGUGGUGCAGAAGCAGGUGCCCACCUUCUCCCACGCCGCGUACGCCGUCGGCGCCACCGUGCUCCUCCUCAUCCUCUUCCUCCCCCUCGGCGUGGUCAUCAAGGAGGAGUACCAGGCCGUGUCACAGCUCGAGGAGUCCCUUCAGCAUCCGCCGGCCAUCGCCGUCGAAGAACCAAAAACAAGCAGCGCGAAAGACGACGACGAUCACGACGAGACGAAGCCGUCAUUUGGCUUCGGCUGCUUCACAAGCAUGUUCAAGCCGCCGGCGCUGGGGGAGGACUUCUCCAUCAUGCAGGCGCUGGUGAGCGUGGAGAUGCUGGUGCUGUUCGUGGUGUCGGUGUUCGGCAUCGGCGGUACGCUGACAGCGAUCGACAACAUGGCGCAGAUCGGGCAGUCGCUGGGUUACCCGGCCAAGAGCAUCAACACCUUCGUCUCCCUCAUCAGCAUCUGGAACUACGCCGGCCGCGUGGGCGCCGGCUACAUGUCGGAGUUCUUCCUCGCACGGUACAGGUUCCCGCGGCCUCUGGCGCUGACGGUGGUGCUCCUCGUCUCCUGCGUCGGCCACCUCUUCAUCGCCUUCGGCGUGCCGCAGUCUCUCUACGCCGCGUCGGUGAUCAUCGGCUUCUGCUUCGGCGCGCAGUGGCCGCUGCUCUUCUCCAUCAUCUCCGAAGUGUUCGGGCUCAAGUACUACUCCACGCUCUUCAACUUCGGCUCCGCGGCGAGCCCCAUCGGCGCGUACGUGCUCAACGUGCGCAUCGCCGGCCGCAUGUACGACGCGGAGGCCGCCAGGCAGCACGGCGGCGUGGCCGCCGUUGGGGACAAGGUCUGCAAGGGGGUGCAGUGCUUCAAGCACGCGUUCCUCAUCAUCACUGGGGUGACGCUCGCCGGCGUGCUCGUGUCGCUGGUGUUGGUGUGGAGGACGAGGAACUUCUACAAGGGGGACAUCUACGCCAGGUUCAAGGUGGCACCGGCCACGGUGGUGGACGGGAGCAACGACGGCCGGGAGAUGGGAGGGAGUAGAGAUGGGGAGGAAGUAAAGAAGGGGAAGAACAAGAAACAGGAAGUUAAUGAGGAGGAGAUUCAAUGAUAACUAGUACUAACUCAUAAUUGUAGUGUUAUCUGUGAUCUAAGCAAAUGUUUAGAGAGGAUGGAGAGUGGAUGAAUAUGGUCAUCUGUAGUACUCCUUGUAGUUGUGGAUGAAUAUGGUUAAUCUGUAGUACGGCUUGUGGAUGUUUCUGUUGUUUUUUGCGAACACGCAAAAUUGCAUUAGAAGAAGGAUGUGACUGAUCCUCAAUGAUUGAGAAUUAACAUCAUUUUCAGUUAAAUAAUAUCAUCGAAUUUUAUA
Lolium rigidum is the source of this 2120-nucleotide messenger RNA. RefSeq lists its product as uncharacterized. The record is from RefSeq and is a predicted model, not a curated record. Lineage: Eukaryota; Viridiplantae; Streptophyta; Magnoliopsida; Poales; Poaceae. Bases 54 to 1862 code for a protein of 602 amino acids. The transcript has a single exon. Gene Ontology annotation, cellular component: membrane.